Molecule: messenger RNA, 3741 nt
Organism: Octopus bimaculoides (California two-spot octopus)
Lineage: Eukaryota; Metazoa; Mollusca; Cephalopoda; Octopoda; Octopodidae
Product: V-type proton ATPase 116 kDa subunit a 1
Biological process (GO): vacuolar acidification; proton transmembrane transport
Cellular component (GO): vacuolar proton-transporting V-type ATPase, V0 domain; plasma membrane; vacuolar proton-transporting V-type ATPase complex
Molecular function (GO): ATPase binding; proton-transporting ATPase activity, rotational mechanism
Source: RefSeq, a predicted model, not a curated record
UAACUGUUAGUUUUACAUUUAGGAUUCUUCAAACAAAUGAAUACUUUUUCUCAUUUACCAAUUCGCACACAUACACACACCUAGAUUCAUCCUAAGCUGAUUUGGCACUGUUGGGAGAAGUCUAGAAGUCUAGAUUUGAUAUCUGUCGACUUUAAGUUCACUUCAUGCUAGUGCUGAGUUUGCCUGAGAUUCUCCUAUCAGUAAAAAAAGGUAAAGUGUGAUGUUCAUAUUGAUUCUGUUAUCUUUAUCUCCUCUCAUACAAAAACUAGUCCUGUGUUGUUUCAUAUUAUUCUUAAGGUUACAUACAGGGUUGCUUUUCAUUCAGAAAGUCAUGAUGAAAAGAAUUGAGGUAUCAUUAUAAUUUAUAAAAAAUAUAAAUAGUUUCCAGCUUACUGGCUGAGGAAAGAAGUAAAACUUAAAAGACAGAGUCAACUGUUAGGUAUUUUCUAACAUUAUUUUUUAAACUGUUUUCUCUGUUAUAAGCUAAGAAUAGUUGUCUGAUAAGGCCAAAAGGUAAGUGACUACAAUAGAAAUGACACCCUAAAAAAAAAUCGCACCAAAUCAUGGUCACAUGAUUUGAUCUAUAUAUUUUACAAUAUCCAUUGAAAAAAGAGCUUGUUUUGCUAUUAAUUAACCUUGUUUGAAAUAUUUCUGUAAAGACAAAUGUAUCUAUACUGGCUAUUGAUAUGACAUUGAAAGAAGUUUUGAAAGCUACUCAAAUCUCUUUUACUGUUCCUCAUCUUCUCCCCACCUUUAUAUUACUCCUCAUCUAGUGACUUUAUACAUAUAGUCUUUCACUAACAGUAAUUUCCUUACUAACCACUCGUGUAAAACCAAGGGAAUGGACAUCUAUCUGCACAUGUUAAAGUUAAGAUAUCAAUUUUACUAGGCUGAAUCCAAUCACAAUCUGAAUUUGCAUGAUUCUGGCAAUAAUGAGGAGUCAACUAUGCUACUGAUGGAUGAAACUUUUUAUCAAGUUGGCCUGGCAUUAAAAUUAGGUCUGACUCGUUGAUUGAUGAUGCUGACCAAGCAUUAGUGGGUGACCAUCUUGCAAAGUAUCAGGAGCGCCAGCAGUCUCCUCUGGGGUUCUUGGCUGGUGUUAUUCAUCGUGAACGUAUCCCAGCCUUUGAACGAAUGUUAUGGAGAGUUUGCCGAGGUAAUGUUUUCCUAAAACAAGCAGAAAUAGAGCCACCUUUGGAAGAUCCUGUCACUGGAGAUCAUGUGUACAAGUCUGUGUUUAUUGUAUUUUUCCAAGGAGAUCAACUUAAGUCAAGAGUGCGAAAAAUCUGUGAAGGGUUCCGAGCCACUCUAUACCCGUGUCCGGAGACUCAAGCUGAAAGACGAGAAAUGGCUAUGGGAGUAAUAACACGAAUUGAGGAUCUCAACACAGUUCUUGGCCAGACUCAAGAUCAUCGCCACCGAGUUUUGGUAGCUGCAGCCAAGAAUAUUAAAGUGUGGUUCAUCAAAGUGAGGAAGAUCAAAGCAAUCUACCACACUUUGAAUAUGUUCAACUUGGAUGUCACACAGAAGUGUCUCAUUGCUGAAUGUUGGUGUCCAGUUGCUGAUCUUGAUCGGAUACAGCAAGCUUUACGUCGAGGAACUGAAAGAAGCGGUAGUAGUGUACCAUCUAUACUAAACCGGAUGGUUACAAAGCAAGAACCUCCUACCUAUAACCGUACUAACAAAUUCACUGAAGCAUUCCAAGCUAUAGUAGAUGCUUAUGGAGUAGCAUCAUACAGAGAGGUUAACCCUGCUCCCUUUACAAUUAUAACAUUCCCCUUUUUAUUUGCUGUGAUGUUCGGAGAUGCUGGACAUGGCUUCUUGAUGACCCUCUUUGCAGUUUGGAUGAUUGUGAGGGAAAAAGUAUUAUCAACCAAAAAAGGGGAUAAUGAGAUUUGGAAUACCACAUUUGGUGGGCGCUAUAUAAUUCUACUUAUGGGAAUUUUUUCCAUAUAUACUGGUCUCUUGUAUAAUGAUGUAUUUUCGAAAUCUCUCAAUAUAUUUGGAUCAUCAUGGUAUACUAACAAAACUGUGCCUAAAGGAAGCAGUAUCAUAUUCAAUCCUGGGACCAUGUAUAGCUCCACGCCUUAUCCAAUUGGUUUGGAUCCUGCUUGGCAGUUCUCUCAGAACAAAAUCACUUUCACUAAUUCUUUCAAGAUGAAAACUUCUAUUAUACUUGGUGUGUCUCAAAUGAUGUUUGGUGUUUUCCUGAGUUUAUCAAACCACAGAUAUUUCCAGAAACCAUUGAAUGUAUUUUGUGAGUUCAUUCCUCAAAUUAUAUUCCUCUCUUGUUUGUUUGGUUAUCUGGUCAUUUUGAUUUUUGUGAAGUGGACACAUUUUGAUUACUCAAAUGCCGGUACAGCACCAAGUUUACUUAUAGGUUUAAUUAAUAUGUUCCUUUUUAAAUAUCCGGAUACUCCUUUAUAUGAGAAACCAUUUUACUCUGGUCAGCCUGGUUUCCAAGGAUUUUUAGUGGUGGUAGCUUUUCUUUGCGUGCCAUGGAUGUUGUUGGUAAAACCUUAUCUGCUUAAAAAGAAGCACAUGGCACAACAGCAGACCCCUCAAAGUAGCAAUAGACUACUACAGCAAAAUGGUAGCCCCCACCAUCCUGAUAACUCUUCCACAGGGAUGAUGCAGUCACCACCACCUCCGCCACACCUUCAACAACAGCAGCAGCUGCAGGAGGAGGAGCAAGCGGAGGUUAUACACUUUGAUGUAACUCAGUCCCAGUCUUUUGGUGAUGAAAUUGAAACGAAGGACUUUGAUUUUGCUGAUACUCUGAUUCAUCAAGCUAUCCAUACCAUUGAAUAUUCUUUAAGUUGUAUUUCAAAUACAGCUUCCUAUCUUCGACUCUGGGCACUGAGCUUAGCUCAUGCACAGUUGUCUGAAGUAUUAUGGACAAUGGUGAUGAGAAAAGCUUUAAGCCAGUCAGGUUAUGGUGGAGUUAUUAUGACGUUUAUGAUAUUUCCAUUAUGGGCAGUUCUCACUGUAGCAGUUUUAUUGGUGAUGGAAGGGUUAUCAGCCUUCCUUCAUGCACUUCGAUUACAUUGGGUUGAAUUCCAGAACAAAUUUUAUCAAGGCUCUGGAUAUCUGUUUCAGCCAUUCUCCUUUGAACACAUUUUGGAUUAUGGAGGUGAUGAAUGAGCUAUUACUAUUGUAGUGCUGGGCCUUGUAUCGUCGUCACAGAUCCAGUAGUUGAUAUGCUGCUACUAAAAUUAGUAACAUACCCUCAUGAAUUGUUGUUGUUGCCAUUGUUGUUAUUCUUUCUCUUUUUUGGUUACAGUCAUUCUUUCACUGCUGCAUUUAAACAGUCACAGUAAAAAAAAAUACUGAUCUGAUGUUUUCCCCUUAGAUAUUUAUUCAAUUAACAUUAUUAAUUUGGGAUUUUCAUUAGUGAUCAAAUGUUUUAGAAAUGAAUUUGUUUUCUUUUUUCUUAACUCUUCACACCCGUAAAUUAUGAGAAAAUACUUUAAUUUCCAGAAUAUUUUUCAUUAAUAUAGUUGUUAAUAAUGAUGCAAAGGUCGGUAGUUGGCAGAAUGAUGAACAAGAUAAUUGUGUUAUUUAGUUGUUACCUCCAUGGAGGUGACUGCUUUUCCUCCUGGAGAUGACUACUUUUCAUUUUUCUUGGACAGUAAUGUUUCAACAGUAAUCCUAAACAUUUGACAUUGAUCUCUUAGUCUACUAAAAAAUAUUUUUAAUGUAUUAGUCUGAAUAAACUAUGUGUAAUACAAGUAAAUUUUC